GCGGCUGAGUCACGGCGGCGGCGGCGAUGAGGCAGCCGCAGCCGCGGGCGGUGUCGUUGUCAUUGUCGCUGUCGCUGUCCCCUCUCGCCGCCUGAGGAGCCGUCCGCGCCCACCCGCCCUGCUCCCCGCGCUCCGCCCGCCGCGCCCGGCGCCGCCGCCACCAUGAUGGAGGAGAUAGACCGGUUCCAGGUGCCCGCCGUGCGCGCCGAGAUGCAGCCGCUGGAUCCAACAGCUGCCGCUAUUUCGGACAGAGAUUGUGAUACGAGAGAGGGAGAGACUGUAGCCAUGAACUAUAAGCCAUCCCCACUUCAAGUGAAAUUAGAGAAGCAGAGGGAGCUGGCUCGGAAGGGCUCCCUGAAGAAUGGCAACAUGGGAAGCCCGGUUAAUCAGCAGCCCAAGAAGAACAACGUGAUGGCACGAACAAGGCUCGUCGUUCCCAAUAAGGGCUAUUCGUCGCUAGACCAGAGUCCGGAUGAAAAGCCCCUGGUGGCCCUGGAUACAGACAGUGAUGAUGACUUUGAUAUGUCCAGAUAUUCCUCCUCGGGAUACUCAUCAGCUGAGCAGAUCAACCAAGACUUGAACAUCCAGCUGCUAAAGGAUGGGUACCGGUUAGAUGAGAUCCCAGAUGACGAGGACCUCGACCUAAUCCCCCCGAAAUCGGUCAAUCCUACCUGCAUGUGUUGCCAAGCCACCUCCUCCACCGCCUGUCACAUCCAGUAGUGAGGCCGGCAGGCUGUGAUCAGUGCUUUCCACUAUAACUGUAAAACUUAACAGCCAUUGCUUCCUCCUAUGGUAGGACGUGCACCUCUUUGUGUUCAUGGAGCCAGGAGAAACCAAAAAAUUCAUUUUAUGAUUGGUUGAUAAGUUAUUUUAAACUAUGGUAAAACGAAAGAGAAGUUGUUCAAAGUGCCAGGCAGUGCCUGGCAGAACUUAUUGGUCUGGAGAGCGAAUGCAGAGGGGUCCAGAGAUACCUCCUUGGUUUGUUUAGGCACUGGGGAUAUUUUGUAAAGUGUCUUUUUCCAGAAUGGGAGAGGUCAGRUGGGACUUCAGGUAAUCCUGCCCACUGAAACCAAUCCAUCUGAAAGAUUAGGGCAAGUUGGAGGUAUCAAAGUGUUUUACCAAUGAGAGGAAGUCAGUUCUUAAUUCAUUCACUAAACCUGUUUCAUUUGCAUAACCAAAAUUAUACUAUAACUGGGGCACAGGAAUGGGGACGGACCAGGGCAUCCUUUCUUAUGGCAAGGCUAGCCAGGACUAGCAUGACACAAUUCMUUCACUUGCAAAAGGGACAAAUAGGUGACAUUUCACUGUGAGUCAGUACUAGCUAGAGCUGUUGUGUCACAUAGCCAAUGCAAUCUACCCUUAGCGCCACAUUAAAUUAGCACCAAACACAUCAGAUUCGAUCUGCAAUCCAUUCGUGUACUUCAGGGGUUUGCUCUUUGCCCAGGAAUACCAACCAUACUCGUGAGUUUGAUUCAGUCAUGUAUUCUGACUUCAGCCUGUAUUUAAUCCCUGUGCARCCCAUCUCUUUCCAAAAAUCUGAAACUUUGUUUAACUGAGAAGAAAUUAAUCCUGCAUGAGUCAGGACUAGAGAUGUACAGCCCAAACGGCAGUGCUGAAAAAACUAGUUGAAGAAAGCACAUUUUAACUGUGCUUGACUCUUGAUAUUCUCUUGACACUGUGUCUCUGGGUGCUUGUCGGAGAGAUUCAUUAAUGCUGAAGUCAUCAGUGUGGUGGGGUCAGACUUGAGAGGAGUUUUCAGCAGCAACAGAGUAAUGAAUAACUUCAGCUGAAAGAUACUCAUGAGAGGAAACUACUGCUCACCCCCUACCUGCCCACCUCUGAGCCAGGCAUGGUCUGUGUUACUACUGUCCCAUGUCAGGGGCAGUUGUGUUUAUUCGGUGCUGGAAAAAGUUAGGAAAUCUGUUACAUUAGGUUGCUGGGCUGAGSUGCCAGUUCACCAGCAGAUUGUUUUGAAUGCAAAAUCACUUGUGAAAUUAGGAAACAUGUCCUCUCACUGGCCAGUCUUGCACUGCUGGCUUCAGUAUGUACAAGGGAUGGGCUUGCAUUUUUCUCCGUGUUGAAAUCUUUUGCCACAGGCACAAUUCUUGUGUUUCCUGGCCUUUCAGGAGGAAGGACCACCUGCCUUGGGUCAUCAACUGCUUUGUAGCCUGGGARUGGAAAAAAAUUAGGGCAGUCCUGAGCUUCCCAUCAGACCCAUUCCUGAGUUACAAAGCAGAGCCUGAGCUCCACCACAACAGGCAGAUCCCUCAUCUGAAAUCUGCAUGAACUGAGUCUUUAAGAAGUUCUAUUCAUAAUUAGCAGGGGAUUUAUUUAACAUCCUGGGGAUACACUCUGUGCAGUGCAAAGCUCAAUACCAGCCACUGUGUGAGUGAAGAAGCGGGCACACAAGGUUCCCAGGCUUCACUAUUCACUGGAUGGUAUGGACAAUUUUAAAGCUGUGCUUUUCCCCUCUGCCUAAAACAAMAUGCUGCCACUCUGGUUCCAGGCCAUAGAAAGAGGACUUGAAUGGUGCUGUUYACUGAGCAUCCCUGUGUCUUCAUGCAGAAGUGGUGGUUAGCUUGCCAACUCGUGUAGGGAAAGUGUUCCUCAAGUGAAUUCUUCUCCUUUUCUCAUCACCUGGUAGUGCUAAGGGGGAAUAUUUCCAAAAUACAGCUCAGGUUGAGGUUAUCAAGUUGGCUGAAGUCGGGGGAAGUAGAGAGUAGAGAGAAAGAUGAAAGGGAAAAACAUUCCUUAAGGAGUCUUUUUUUAAAUAGGGGAUAUAGUCAAAAACUGAUAGAAACACCAUGGUCAAACCAAAUCCAGUAGGAUGUGACCAAGGCUCUUUAAAUCUUCACACUUCUGGAGAGGGACUUGCAGUUCAGCAGUGGUACCAUGGAAUGUCUUCAUCGCAUUCAUCCUCCUGGGUCAGUCUCUGUGCCUUCCAGCCAGGCUGCAGAAGCUCAGCCUUUCCCACAGCCCUUGCUCAGGAGCUCGGAGCAUUUCGGAGUUGCCUGCUAGAGCAACGAGCUAUCUCUUCACCUGGGCCAGCUACUGAGGACUGCACAUCUCACAGGUCUCCAUCAUGCUUCUAUCACAAAAUCAUGCCAUCAUCUAGGUUGGAAAACACCCUUAAGGUCACUGAGUCCAGCCAUAACUGAGCACUGUCCUGUUCAGUCUAGGGUAGAAUGAGGCUUGUUGGUACUGCUGUGUCCCAGGGAGAGGYUCUUGUCCUCGGAAGGACACACUUCCAUUCAGUGGACUUGGCAGUGCYRRGUUAACAGUUGGACUCUAUGAUCUUAAAGGUCUUUUCCAAUCUUAGAGUGAUUCUAUGACACCCACUGUCCCAUGGCAACAUGACCAAAUCCUUUUGUUGCCCCUGUCGCUGGUUUUUGCCUGCCAUGUGCCCUGAGGCAUUCCCCAACCCUGCAACUGCCUUCAGCCCUUUGCAUUUUGUGAUGUGCAUCUGCUUCUAGCACAGCCCUUUAGGAAGGGAGGGAGAUGAACUCAAAUGUUACACCCAGUGCUUCCUCCAAAUACAAACUGAAGCACAACCCAAAUGUUUUUGCCUGUGCACAGGAGUCGGUUGCACAAAUAAUUGGUUUUGGCGUGACAGUACAGGACCAUAAAAUGGAAAUUUUUUGGCUUCUCCUCUCUAUGCUUGUGUUCAUAUCUUUUACUAGGGGAAUAAAGUAGAAAGGGUGGGGAAAAGUAGUUACCUGUGUAGGGUUGUUAUCAGAAAGGCUGAGUGGGUUAAGGCAAUUCACAUGUGGCUGUCAUAGAAAACUGAACACUAACCCUUCUGAACUGCAGCCCCUUCAGCAGGUUAGACCAUGCAGCAUGUUUKUUGGCUCAUUAUGGAAUACAGAGGACUGCCUGUUGGUAUGUAUCAACCACAGAUGAGGCUGGUUCUCCCUGUCUGGUCUCAUGUUCAGACCUUUGCUUAAGCCAGUAGGUUUUCCUUAUGCCCUCAGAGUCACAGAAUGGGUAAGGCUGGAAGGGGUCACAGCGGGAUCAUCUGAUCCAGCAUCUCUGCUCAAGCGACCCAUGUUGGAGGUUAUGCUGUGGUGAUUUCCUGGAAAGCUGUGGAGAUGAAUGGCUCCUCUGGCACUGCUUUCCUUAGACCAGUCUCUGCCACCAUGGCCWGAAGGCAGAAGGAAAGAGCACAGACUCUAACUUUGUCACAGCAUUUCURCCAAGUAUACAGAGCUGCUGGGCACUCUCCUAAAGGCAGGUGGCAUGCAAGAAAGAAAAUUGUUCCUUCCUCCAGUCUUUGCACCAAACAAGAUGGUCCUCUCCGGCCACAUUUUCAAUCUAAAGUUGUACAGAAAACCCAAGGGAGGAAUACCAUGGAGUGUGAAAUGGCAUCACAGUCUAUCUAAAUUACCAUGCAAAUAGGAUGUAUGGAUAUUGAUGCUGGUGCCUCCACAAAGGAAUUUGCAUUUGAUGCCUCCUAAAGCCAGACUGGAUUUUUCUUAGGAUUUUAUGUAAUGUCAGUCACCAAGUUACCUGAGUUUAAGCAAAUCCUAUUCUUUUAUUAGAUGUUAGUAAAAUAUCAGAUAGUAUCCUUUAAUGUGAGCUAGAUUUGGACUCCAGGUCUCAGCACUCUGUUCCAUCUCUCUGAUCUGCAAACUUCACAUUUCCACAUGUCUGUGAGGAGGAACAUCCUCCUAGUCUUAAGGAAGGUCUAUAGAUAGCAUAAUGUCUGCUUUUCUAGUGUUGGUAAAUAAAUUCUGGCUGAAAGGAAGUUGAUGCCCAUCCUGAAGGGUCAUUUGAUAUCUCAUCAUACACAUCUUGAAGUCAGCCUUUUAUAUAGCCUGGGUGAUGUCUGACAUUGCUGCAUGUCUGUCCCURAGUCGUGUGCUUGUCCAGUGGGUCUGCUGUGCUCUUCUGGCUGGCCUGCCUGCAGAUGCUUUGCAACUGAAAAACCAGAUGACCAUUGCUGCUACAUGGACUUGGAAAGGGAUUUCAGGACAGCUCCCCCAUGGACAGGACAGACUGGGCUCACUCUGGUUUGUCUCACCAGCUUUUGUCCCAAAAGCAGACACCCGCUGAGUUCAGCCGUUUGCUGGCUGAUGCACAGGUCUGCAGUCCUGAGCAGAAUCCUUUUGUGCACAGUCUAACCCUGGGCUGGCCUGCAGGCUGUGCAGGAGAGUGCAGGAGGCACCCUGUGUGUGACUCAAAAGAAACAUGAAGAUGCUUUUGAAGAAAGGAAGGACCCAGCUGGGAAACAGAUGGAACAACAGGAAAAGGCAAACAAGCAAUAACUAGAAAGAUUGCCAAGUGCUUUCUUGGCCUAGGGCAGAUCCGAGUUGUCCGAGUUGAUCCGACUCAGUGCAGUGCUGAUGCCAGCAGGGAGCAAAGCUUGCUUUCAAAUGUAGGCACCAGAAACACCACGUCCCUGAGCUGGCACCACAGCCAAAUACAACUGCUGGACUCAGAGUACAGAAAUGAGAUCUGGGGUCCUUGCUGCUCUUGGUAUUUGCUCUAACCUCAGGCAAAUCACAUCCCUUCUUGAUGUCCAUUCCCUUCUGCAGCACAUGGGAGAAAUUUACCUUCCUUAAGUGCUACCAUCAUCCUGCAUAGAUAUUGCCCAGUGUGUGGGAGACACCAUUGAUAAUUCAGCUCUGCAAGCAGGAUGUAAAUACCAUGUCACAGAAAUUUAAUUCCUAUUUGCAAAGUACUGCUCUGCUUUCCCUCUGUUUACCAUCUUCUGAUGUUUCUCACAUGUGCCAGAAGGCAGCAGGGUGGAGGAUAUUAGAGAGGUUAAACAUCUUUGGAGAAAGAUGUUUGUCAAGGAUAUGUUUUUCAUUUUCUUGUCAGCUGACUCUUGCACAAUUGGCUUCUGGGUUUGCCUGCUCCCACAGGGAACAUGUUACAAGGAUUUGGUGGCCCAAUAGCACCAUCCACUGAUAGCAAAAUCAAGGAAUUUAGAAGUUCAGCAUGGGGUGUUGAGUAGCGAUGAGGGAGAACAGAGGAUUGAAAGGAUCAUUUUUGGGAUAGUGCCAUAGCAGUUUCAUGCUCUUGCUUUUAGCAAACAUGUAAUUAUCUUAGCCUUUAAAACAGCUGGUUCUGCCUAGGCUCCUCCUUUCCUUUUCCAUCCUCACUUCAAACCCAGCUAGGGUAUUGCCACUCUUACCUGGAAUGCCAUAGGCUUUGGCACCUGGCUGCUACUUGGCUCAGCAAGCUUAGGCUGCAUGUUCAAGAGCAACAUCUGCAUAGUGGGGCAGUGCCACAGGGCUAGCUGGGGAGGCAUGGGAAGGUCUUCAUUUUAAGCUGCUUUUCACCUCUAGGCAUACUUGUCACUUCCUUUCAAGUCUCAGCURUGAGAGGGAUUGCUCCAAACCACAUCUCAUCAGACAAACCCACCUUUGUUACAGAGCCACAAAAGCCCUGAAGCAAAAGGGCCGGGAAUUUAGCAUAGAGGGAGAUGUUGUGGCCUGCGAUUAUCUAUAGAACAUCAGUGGAGGUUUCUCACAGGGAUUGUGGGCCUUAUUUCAACUUCCUGUACUAUGUAGCUGAGCUGCCGCAUUGCUUCCCGAAAAUUACAGCUACAUCCCUUCCUUUGCCCCACUUGACAUUGCUGGCAGUCCUCAGAUGACACAGCUGAAUGCUGCCUGGAGUAGAGCCCCAUGUCCCACGCAAGCAUGCUGCAAACCCUGUCAACAGGCUGUGGCAGGACAGUGCAGCUUCCCCUGCUGCCUGUGGAGAGCAGCUUUUCCCAUUGCUUCACAGACCAUUUGCCACUAGUGGCUUUGAGCCUUUUGCUUUCUCUAAAAAGCUGCUCCAACAGAACAUGGAUUUGCUCCUGGAAGGUGCUCACGGAUGGUGCCUGGCCUGUGGAGCCGUUUCCAUGGUAGCAAAUGGUGAUACAGGUGGUGAGAUUGGGUCAAGGAGUGGAAGGUACAAAAUAAACCUCACUGAAAUGUGGCUGUUUCUGACAUGCCACUGGAAAACAGCACAGUAGGCACCAGGAAAAGAAAAGGCCAAUCARCGACAUGCUAAGUCCCAUAGCUGCUGAGAUAUUUACCCUCCCAGAGCAGUAUUUCUCCCCUAGCUGCCCUUGCAGCUGUCCCRGGUGAGCUCUCUGGGAAGCACUGCUCUUUACCCAGGCUGCCUUCUUGCUUCUGCAACUCCWUUUGUUACCCACCUUCCUCAAGCCUCUGUGAUUUGGGAGACACAGCUUGUUGAGAGAUGUAAUACAGACAGAUGGAAAGGGCUGAAAAACUUGGGCAAGCACUCUUCAUGACAGACCUUCAUAUCCAUUCCCAGUUCACAGAUUUGUUUGUUCAGUUUCUUUGCACGGAAAAGCUGCAGUGUUCAAACUAAGACAAACCCCAAGCAAAAGUCAGGCCAGCUGUAGGUCAGUCAAUAGGGUGAGAGUCAGGAGGCUGGCAUUUCUCUUCACCCACAUGAAGGCUGUGGGGCUGAGGAUUCACCAGGUUUGUGGAAAACCUGGGGAGUUCCAGCCCAGCAAGCCGGAUGCCUUUACCCUCCCAGCCUCAGAGCUGUGUGAGGGCUGGGGCCCAAGCACCAGUCCCAGACCUGCCAGCCCAYGUGCUCCUGGUGUGGGCUGGAAUCCUGCAGCAGAGGCCCUGGUGGGCAGCCUGUUGGCUCUGCUUUUGCUGCGCUGGGGCAGAGAGCUGUGAGACACUGGUGGGGCUGUAGUUCUGCCAGGAAAAAGACUCUGGUGGAGGAUGAAGUCUUUGCAGGGGAGACAGUUCAGAAAGUUGGUUUUUUCCCCUCCCCUUUUUGCACUUUUUAAACCAUUCUUACUCCUUCCACAGAAGUUCUUGAACCUUCAGUUUAAUAAGGGAGAUGARCUGCCAUUAAGUGGGUUUCUGAAAAGGGUCUGAAAAAGCACAUGCUGGCUGUCACUCAGAGCCAGUCUGUGCCUGAUGUGAUUUCCAGACCUCAUUGUCCAACCUGUGGCAGAGUCACCCCAUGAGCUGGGCGAGGASUGGGGUGGGAGGGUUGGCACUGGCCAUCAUGCCAAACAGCCAUGGCUUCCCAAACUGAAGAAGAAUCAGAUCAGAAGUGGGGGAAGGAGUAGCAGCAGUAGAAGGAUAGCUAGUUGUCACAGGUAAUCUUUGGUAUCCGUGUCCAGUGGUUAGUCCUAGAAUUGCAAGCCUUGUUAUAUUGCACACACGUCCUCCUUCCACUCCCCUUUUCUCAAAGCAGCCAUUGUCUGUCCUCCCCCUGCCCCAUGCACUAGUGAUGAGCAUCAGAGGCAGUUGCACCAAAGUGAUCCUCAGCCCAGUUCUGCAUCCUCCUUUUCCCACCCGAACCCAAGGCAACACAAACAGUUGUUGGCCUUCACAAGUCUAGUAAUUGCAGUUGGAUUUCUUUCCUUGUGUACCAUGGCUUCCUUCCCAUGCACUCUAGCAGGGCAGUACAGGAGGCUCUGACCAUGUCCCAAGAAGUUUCUUUGCCCCCAGCAGCACCUUGCAGACAUGCACCUUACUGGGAAUGUACUGGGUCGAUGCUGGUGAGAUCUGGCACUGCCGAUCUUGAAUGGGUGGCAGUUAAUGGGGAUCCACCCGAGGAAGUUGGCAGAAAGUGGCUACUGUCCCUUUUCUUUUCUUUUUUGAGGGAGAGGGGGAUAUUUUGGCAUUACARUUAUUGUCCAUCUUCCAGUGGCCAAGUUCUGGGCUGCAUUAAUAAUUGGGGUUCAUUGGCUGUCCAGGCAGGUGUGGAGCCUUGCACCAACCUUAAUAGCAAAUUUCAUGGCUGUAUCCAGAGCCUGGGUACAGGAUGGGUUUCUUCCAUGCUGGCAAAGUAUUUUCAGCAGGCUCCAGAUGGACACUUCUAGCAGACAGAGAAACAGCACUCCUCCAAGUCCGGAUCAAAUCUGCAACUCCCACUUCCAUUUURUGUCCUCAGCAUGGAAAAAAAUCAGCCUAAGCAAAUGCCUUCCAGGUCUCCAUUCCCCAUUUGGUGCCUGGUGCCCCAGGGGAAGGGGUAGUGGGAGGCAUUUCAGGGUCACCAGAAGCAAGAUCCUUUUUGGAUUUAUUUAAUGGAAAUACAUUUCAGGACGGAAGACCUCCCAACCUUUGUGUUAAUCUCAAGAGCAGGAGAUGAAUUUCUGGCUGUCCUUGCAUAUAGUGAAAUAUAGCUGAAACAGCCAAACGCAAAUAGAGUUAUAUGUAGGGUUUGACCUGAAUAACCUUUUAAUUAGGAAGAUAAAUUUGUUGUAGCUUGACCUUAGUCCUUGUUAGGAACCUGCUAAUCAUUUGACAUGCAGAGUGUAUUAAUGCUGCACUUAACUUGGCCAUUGUUUUUUUUUUUAUCUGGUUUUGGGAGUUUUUUCACUCCCAAAGCAUCAGUCUGCAUCUUGUAUGGGUUUUCUUUUGUUUCUUUUUUUCCCAUUCAGAUCAUGUAGCACACUGUUGUACUUUUGUUCCCGUCUGUGUAGAGUAUUGCCUUAAACAGAUCAGUUGUGUUAUGGUUUGUUUUGGGUUUUCUCUUUUCUACCAUCAGUUUUAUGCAUUAAUUUAUUUUAAAAUGUGGGGUUUUUUUUCGAAAACAUUAAAAACGUGUAUAAUAUUUUUUUUUAACAUUUCCAUUGCAGUAUUUAUCAUUGUUACUGGUUGUGUGUAGUGUAACGGAAUUAAUGAUAUUAAAAA
Molecule: messenger RNA, 9623 nt
Organism: Malurus melanocephalus (red-backed fairy wren)
Lineage: Eukaryota; Metazoa; Chordata; Aves; Passeriformes; Maluridae
Gene: FAM219A
Product: family with sequence similarity 219 member A
Exons: 6
Coding region: 163-720 (185 amino acids)
Source: RefSeq, a predicted model, not a curated record